ACGAAACAUUAAGUUGUUGUCUGUGGAGUCGACGCAGUUCCCUCCGAGGAGUCGUCGCGUCGUAGGCCUGCUCUGCUGAGAGUUGGUUUCUGUGAUUCGCUGGUGGGAAGAUCGAAACCUAGGCGAGAAAGGACGAGAAAAGGGGGAAGUGAUCCCAUGAGACUGUGAGUGCUUGUCCUCGGCGUCGGAAGAGCACUAGGUUCAGCAGGUUCCCCCUCACGGCUUCGUGACGCAGAGUCGGGGGUCGCGCUGCGGCCGCAUCAUGUCGGACAUCAAGGCGUUGGAGUACCCGACAUUGAAAGUGCCCUACGAGAUACUGAACAAACAAUUCCGUGCAGCCCAGAAGAAUAUAGACCGAGAAGUCAGUCAUGUCACAAAUGCGACCGCGGAUCUCGAGAAAGGCAUCAGCUCCGGUGCGGCGAAAGCAGGUGAAAUCAAACUGCUGCUCGGCUCGGUCGUUGAGAAGCUCAACAUCCUAAAAAGAAAAGCCGACGAGAGUCUCUCCGAAGAAGUAGAUAUAGCGCUACUCUGCAAACGAAGGCUCGAACACCUGAAAGAGGGUGCCAACCACGACAGAAGAGAGAAUGAAGAAUGGGCCAGAAAACGUGUCGACCGAAUGCUUGUCGAACAUUUCCUCCGAGCGGGAUAUUACGAAACCGCAUUGAAGCUAGCAGACCGAUGCGAUAUCCGCUCGUUGACAAAUAUUGAAGUAUUCCUGGUCUCCCGUGAGGUCGAGGAAUCACUAAAGCGGAAAGAUACCGCAAGUUGCCUGGCAUGGUGUUACGAUAACAAAUCGAAACUUCGUAAACUCAAAAGCAGUUUGGAGUUCAAUCUGCGCCAACAGGAGUUUAUCGAGUUGGUUCGGAAGGGAAAGAAUUUCGAAGCUGUAAAGCAUGCGCGGAAGCACUUUUCUGCGAUCGAUGAGGAUCAAGUCCGUGAGGUUCAGCAGGUAAUGAUGCUUCUUGCCCUUUCACCCAAUACUAUGCUGUCCCCUUACAAGGAGCUCCUGGAUCCGAACCGCUGGAAGAAAUUGGUAGAGCAGUUCCGUUUCGAAAACUACCGCCUGUACCAGCUGAGCAGCAUGAGCGUGUUCAGUGUCACCCUCCAAGCAGGGCUGUCAGCACUCAAAACCCCGCAGUGUUACCGGUCGUCUUUCUUCAGGCAAGACUCCGCGAAUCCAGACUGUCCCGUGUGCUACAAGCACCUCAACAUUUUAGCGCAACCGUUACCUUUCGCACACUGCGCACAGUCUCGACUGAUCUGUUUCUUGUCCGGUGAUCCGCUGAACGAGAAUAACGUGCCAAUGAUGUUGCCGAAUGGCUUCGUCUACGGCGAAAUCGCUCUCAAGCAGAUGGCUAAUGCGAAUCGCGGCAAAGUUAGCUGUCCUCGAACUGGAGAAAUUUACGACAUUAAGGAAUGCGAAAAAGUUUUCGUGAUGUAAAUGUGUGCCGCAUGUACUCAACUUAGGUUUCCAAUCGGAGCGCUUACACUGUGAGGGAUUGUUAGCGGGUUCAUCGAGGGGAAUAAAUAUACAUACAUAUGUCGUCGUAAUCGAGUCUAUGCUCGGCCACGAAAAUUGCAAAUAAACCAUCUUCAG
Galendromus occidentalis (western predatory mite) is the source of this 1597-nucleotide messenger RNA. It is a transcript of the gene Kaz, whose product is annotated as E3 ubiquitin-protein transferase Katazuke. Lineage: Eukaryota; Metazoa; Arthropoda; Arachnida; Mesostigmata; Phytoseiidae. Gene Ontology annotation, molecular function: ubiquitin protein ligase activity; protein binding. Gene Ontology annotation, biological process: proteasome-mediated ubiquitin-dependent protein catabolic process. The record is from RefSeq and is a predicted model, not a curated record. The transcript has 5 exons. The coding region runs from base 263 to 1441 and encodes 392 amino acids. Gene Ontology annotation, cellular component: nucleus; cytoplasm; GID complex.